AUGACGAGGAUUUUGACAGCUUGCAAAGUGGUGAAGACCCUGAAGACUGGUUUUGGCUUUACCAAUGCGCCUGCGCACCAUCAAUGGAAAUUUUCAAGAGCUGGCAUCAGGCUCCUUUCUGUCAAGGCACAGACGGCACACAUUGUCCUGGAAGAUGGAACAAAGAUGAAAGGCUACUCCUUUGGCCAUCCAUCCUCUGUUGCUGGUGAAGUGGUUUUUAAUACUGGCCUAGCAGGGUACCCAGAAGCCCUUACUGACCCUGCCUACAAGGGACAGAUUCUCACCAUGGCCAAUCCCAUUAUUGGGAAUGGUGGAGCCCCUGACACUACUGCCCUGGAUGAACUGGGACUCAGCAAAUAUUUGGAGUCUGAUGGAAUUAAGGUUGCAGGUUUGCUGGUUCUGAACUAUAGCAAUGACUACCACCACUGGCUGGCUAACAAGAGUCUUGGGCAGUGGCUACAAGAAGAAAAGGUCCCUGCAAUUUAUGGAGUGGAUACAAGAAUGCUGACUAAAAUAAUUCGGGAUAAGGGUACCAUGCUCGGGAAGAUUGAAUUUGAAGGUCAGUCUGUGGAUUUCGUGGAUCCAAAUAAGCAGAAUUUGAUCGCUGAGGUUUCAACCAAGGAUGUCAAGGUGUAUGGCAAAGGAAACCCCACAAAAGUGGUAGCUGUAGACUGUGGCAUUAAAAACAAUGUAAUUCGCCUUCUAGUAAAGCGAGGAGCAGAAGUGCAUUUAGUUCCCUGGAAUCAUGAUUUCACCAACAUGGAGUAUGAUGGGCUUUUAAUUGCCGGAGGACCCGGGAACCCAGCUCUUGCACAACCACUAAUUCAGAAUGUCAAAAAGGUUUUGGAGAGUGAUCGUAAGGAGCCAUUGUUUGGAAUCAGUACAGGAAAUUUAAUAACAGGAUUGGCUGCUGGUGCUAAAACCUACAAGAUGUCCAUGGCCAACAGAGGGCAGAAUCAGCCUGUUUUGAAUAUCACAAACAGACAGGCUUUCAUUACUGCUCAGAAUCAUGGCUAUGCCCUGGACAACACCCUUCCUGCUGGCUGGAAACCACUUUUUGUGAAUGUCAACGAUCAAACCAAUGAGGGGAUUAUGCAUGAAAGCAAACCCUUCUUUGGUGUGCAGUUCCACCCAGAGGUCAGCCCAGGCCCAACAGACACUGAGUACCUGUUUGAUUCUUUUUUCUCACUGAUAAAAAAAGGGAAAGGUACCACAAUCACAUCGGUUCUGCCAAAGCCAGCACUGGUUGCCUCUCGAGUGGAGGUCUCCAAAGUCCUUAUCCUAGGAUCAGGAGGUCUAUCCAUUGGUCAGGCAGGUGAAUUUGACUACUCAGGAUCACAAGCCGUAAAAGCCAUGAAGGAAGAAAAUGUCAAAACUGUCUUGAUGAACCCAAACAUUGCAUCGGUGCAGACCAACGAGGUGGGCUUAAAGCAAGCAGAUACUGUCUACUUUCUCCCCAUCACCCCUCAGUUUGUCACAGAGGUCAUCAAGGCGGAGCGGCCAGAUGGGUUAAUUCUAGGCAUGGGUGGCCAGACAGCUCUGAACUGUGGAGUGGAACUAUUCAAGAGAGGUGUACUCAAGGAGUAUGGCGUGAAAGUCCUGGGGACCUCGGUUGAAUCCAUUAUGGCCACAGAAGACAGGCAGCUGUUCUCAGACAAACUAAAUGAAAUUAAUGAAAAGAUUGCUCCAAGCUUUGCGGUGGAAUCGAUUGAGGAUGCCCUGAAAGCAGCAGACACCAUCGGCUAUCCAGUGAUGAUCCGUUCUGCCUAUGCUCUGGGUGGAUUAGGCUCAGGCAUCUGUCCUAAUAAGGAGACAUUACUGGACCUCAGCACAAAGGCCUUUGCUAUGACCAACCAGAUUCUGGUGGAGAGGUCAGUGACAGGUUGGAAAGAAAUAGAAUAUGAAGUGGUCCGAGACGCCGAUGACAAUUGUGUCACUGUCUGUAGCAUGGAAAAUGUUGAUGCCAUGGGUGUUCAUACAGGUGAUUCGGUUGUCGUAGCCCCUGCCCAGACCCUCUCCAAUGCAGAGUUUCAGAUGUUGAGACAUACUUCAAUCAAUGUUGUUCGCCACCUGGGCAUUGUGGGUGAAUGCAACAUUCAAUUUGCCCUUCAUCCUACCUCAAUGGAAUACUGCAUCAUUGAAGUGAAUGCCAGACUGUCUCGAAGCUCUGCCCUGGCCUCAAAGGCCACUGGCUACCCGUUGGCAUUCAUUGCUGCAAAGAUUGCCCUAGGAAUCCCACUUCCAGAAAUCAAGAAUGUUGUAUCGGGGAAGACAUCAGCCUGCUUUGAACCUAGCUUGGAUUACAUGGUUACCAAGAUUCCUCGCUGGGAUCUUGAUCGUUUUCAUGGAACAUCUAGCCGAAUUGGUAGCUCUAUGAAAAGUGUAGGAGAGGUCAUGGCUAUUGGUCGCACCUUUGAGGAGAGUUUCCAGAAGGCCUUACGAAUGUGCCACCCGUCAAUAGAUGGGUUCACUUCCCGUCUCCCGAUGAACAAAGAAUGGCCAUCCAACAUAGAUCUCAGAAGAGAGCUGGCUGACCCAUCCAGCACCCGCAUCUAUGCCAUUGCCAAGGCCUUGGAAGACAACUUGUCCCUUGAUGAGAUCAUGAAGCUCACAUCCAUUGACAAGUGGUUUUUGUAUAAGAUGCGUGACAUUUUAAACAUGGAAAAGACACUGAAAGGGCUCAACAGUGAGUCCAUUACAGAAGAAACCCUGAAAAAGGCAAAGGAGAUUGGGUUCUCAGACAAGCAGAUUUCAAAAUGCCUCGGGCUGACUGAGGCCCAGACAAGGGAGCUGAGGCUAAAGAAAAACAUCCACCCUUGGGUUAAACAGAUUGAUACACUGGCUGCAGAAUACCCAUCAGUAACAAACUACCUCUAUGUUACCUACAAUGGUCAGGAGCAUGAUAUCGAUUUCGAUGACCAUGGAAUGAUGGUGUUAGGCUGUGGUCCAUAUCAUAUUGGUAAAGCAUGCGCGGGCUGCAUCAUAUCAGUUGGGGGUCAGAUUCCAAACAACCUGGCAGUCCCUCUAUACAAGAAUGGUGUCAAGAUCAUGGGCACGAGCCCUCUGCAGAUUGACAGGGCCGAGGAUCGCUCUAUCUUCUCAGCUGUCUUGGAUGAGCUGAAGGUGGCUCAGGCACCCUGGAAAGCUGUGAACACUUUGAACGAGGCACUGGAAUUUGCGAAGUCUGUGGGCUACCCCUGUUUGUUGAGACCUUCCUAUGUUUUGAGUGGGUCAGCCAUGAACGUGGUAUUCUCUGAGGAUGAGAUGAAAAAAUUCCUGGAGGAGGCCACUAGAGUCUCACAGGUUAUCUCCCAUGCCAUUUCUGAACAUGUGGAAGAUGCAGGUGUACACUCAGGAGAUGCCACUCUGAUGCUGCCCACACAAACCAUCAGCCAAGGAGCCAUUGAAAAGGUGAAGGAUGCUACCCGAAAGAUUGCAAAGGCCUUUGCCAUCUCUGGUCCAUUCAACGUCCAGUUUCUUGUCAAAGGAAACGACGUCUUGGUGAUUGAGUGUAACCUGAGAGCUUCUCGAUCCUUCCCCUUUGUUUCCAAAACACUGGGGGUAGACUUCAUUGAUGUGGCCACCAAGGUAAUGAUUGAAGAGAACAUUGACGAGAAACCUCUUCCAACAUUGGACCAUCCCAUAAUUCCUGCUGACUAUGUUGCAAUUAAGGCUCCAAUGUUUUCUUGGCCCCGGUUGAGGGAUGCUGACCCCAUUCUGCGAUGUGAGAUGGCUUCCACUGGAGAGGUGGCUUGCUUUGGUGAAGGCAUUCAUACAGCUUUCCUAAAGGCAAUGCUUUCCACAGGCUUUAAGAUACCCCAGAAAGGCAUCCUGAUUGGAAUCCAGCAAUCAUUCCGUCCCAAAUUCCUUGGUGUGGCUGAACAAUUGCACAACGAAGGCUUCAAGCUCUUUGCCACGGAAGCGACGUCGGACUGGCUCAAUGCCAACAAUGUCCCUGCCACCCCAGUGGCAUGGCCGUCUCAGGAAGGACAGAAUCCCAGCCUCUCUUCCAUCAGAAAACUGAUUAGAGAUGGCAGCAUUGACCUGGUGAUUAACCUCCCCAAUAAUAACACUAAGUUUGUCCAUGAUAAUUAUGUGAUUCGGAGGACAGCUGUUGACAGUGGUAUUGCUCUCCUCACUAAUUUCCAGGUGACCAAACUUUUUGCUGAAGCUGUGCAGAAAUCUCGCAACGUGGACUCCAAGAGUCUUUUCCACUACAGGCAGUACAGUGCUGGGAAAAUGGUGUAG
Molecule: messenger RNA, 4248 nt
Organism: Puma concolor (puma)
Lineage: Eukaryota; Metazoa; Chordata; Mammalia; Carnivora; Felidae
Source: RefSeq, a predicted model, not a curated record